ACAUUUUCCCCACUGCGGUCACACUUGAUUAUCUCCCAAUUUAAAGCGUAGUUUAUCAAAACGGGCGAUGCGCGGACGUCCCCAAACAGCAAUAUUAAAUUAAGCAACUCGCCACCAGUGCCACAAAUAGUGAAAUUACAUUACCCAAAUCGGUAUUAUCAAACCCACAAAGCCCUGGUGUGUACAUUUUCACACCACGUAACAACACAUGUGCGUGCGUGCAUGUAUGAGUGAGCGAGAGCGAGUGUCAAAAUGACAGCAGCAAAAACAACGAAAACAACAACAAUAGCAGCAGAAACAAAAUCCACCAUAACAAAAACAACAACAGCAGAAAUAUAGCCAGCCAGCUGUGCGAGGUCGUGUUUUUCCCUCUCUCCCGUUGACAAAAACGAAUUAGAAAAAGGAACAACACAAAUUUUAAACAAAUUUUCGGUUCUUUGGCAAAACAAGAGCAAAAAAAUAAAAAUAAAAUUAAUAAAAUAAAACAAAACAAAACUAGAGAAGACGGGAGACAGGAGAGAAAGAGUCAAAAAUUGUUCUUUACUUGUUACCUCAUUUGAAGCACACCGAGCGUGUUAUGAACAUACUAAAACCAGACAAGCUCAAGUGCAUCGUGUUUAACCAACUGCGUCACACUUGGACGUUUCUAUUGUUUGUGGCGACUCUGCUGCGGCCGCUUUUCCGCCUACCCCUACUUCCACGUCCACGGGCAUCCUCUGACCAGCUGGAGCCUUCGCUUAACAACAACAACAAUAACAACAACGAAGUGAUUAUGGAGCAGGACUUGCCGGAGGAGGGAAUGGAUCAGCAGGCCCAGGAAGAGCAGCAGCAGCCGCCGCAGUUUCUUCCCGACCUGCUGCCGGGAAAUCAGGCGGAAUUCAUUGCACUGCAAGUCUAUGAAGGCGUUGGCGAGCCCAUGGAUGCAGCCAGCGAUUUGGACGAGGAGGAGGAGGACGAAGACGACGACGACGUGGAUGUGGACUAUGUCGACACCGAUUCGGACCCGGAGUUCGAGGAUAUGUACUCUGAUGAUAUGACCAGCUCCAGCGAUGAGCUGGAGGAGGACAAGGAGAGCUCGAAGAGUGUGGUGAAGGCCUACCAGUCCCCGAAUGAUCCGAUGGAUCAGCAGCCACGUCCCAGCUACGCCUUCCAGCCGCUGCGUCUGGUCAAGUGUCAGUACAAGAAGAACAGCAAGAGCGGAUUCCCGCUGGAGCGCAGUGGCCAUCGCAUCAUCGCUUCCAACUCGCACCUGUACUCGCUCGGCGGCUACAAUCCGCGCAGUGCCCUGCGUGCCUCCCGCCGCGGUCAUUGCCUGCUGUUCCAGGAGCUGUGGAGCUUCAACUUUGCCACCCGCACCUGGAAGCUGGAGCUGAAUGCGGAUAAUGCCAGUAAUAUGCCCGUCGAGCUGGCCUCCAAUGCGUUGACCAUUCACAAUAACGUGUUGAUUUCUCAUGGCGGCACUGGUUAUCCAUUUGGAGAGUCCUGCUCCAACGACUGCUACGUUUACCGCACGGCCAGCGCUGGCGCGACACCUGGGGUGGAGCGUCUUAAGGUCACCGGUGAUUUGCCCACGGCCCAGUAUGGACCGGGUAUAGUGAUCCACAAGCACUUCCUCUACACAAUUGGCGGAACAACGGGCUUCGACUACACCUGUGAUGUGUAUCGCUUGGAUCUGCAAACCCGUAAGUGGGAGAAUGUGUACAUCAGUCGCCCCGAGAUGCGCGAUGAUCCGGAGGGACGCUAUCGCCACGAGGUAGUCUACGAUGGCAAGCACAUCUUUGUGCUGGGCGGAGGUACAGCGCACUCCGUGUACGAUCUGCAACGCAUUCCGGCCUAUAACCUGGAGGUGAACUGCUGGGACUACUUUGAUACCCAUCCCGAUCAGCGUGCAGCCGACAUAAAUGAUGGCAACCGAGGUUAUCCGCGCCCGCGCAAGUGCUUCUCCUGUGUGCAGCACCAAUCCUCGAAUGGAGAUAUCGAGGCCUUCAUCACAGGCGGUCUACAGGGCGACUUCUCAACAUAUUUCUCGGACAUCUGGAAGCUCAAUCUGCGCACCAAGCAAUGGUUCCGCAUCGAGACUGCCACCCUGCCGCGUCCCCUGUACUUCCAUUCGGCGGCCCACUCGGAUAAUGGGUGCAUGUACGUGUUCGGCGGCAUCGAGUACAACGACAAGGAGAUGCGUCGUCGCAAGGACCUGUACAAGAUGUGGAUGACAGUGCCCAAGCUGAGCGAGAUGUGCUGGGACGCCAUCACCUACUACAACGACAAUCUGGACUUGUAUGACCGGAAGACGCUCCUCAGUGCCGGUAUUCCGAAGCGUUUCGCUGAACGCCUGCCGCCGCAGCGAAGGAAGCUGCUGGACAAGAACCAGCCGGACCCGUCAAUCCUAUUUUCGCUGUACUCGAACCCGAAACGCGCCCGAUCCACAACGCAAUAGGCGUUCCACCGCCCCGUUCCCCUGUUCCCCCGAAAAUAAAAGGCGAAGAGGUGGAAAAAGAGCGGACAGAGCUUCGUCUCCCCGCCAUGAAUCUGUUUCAGUUGCAGAACUUUUCGUUACUAUUGUUUAAAAAGUUUUGUUUCACAUUGAGAGCGCGCGCUGUGAUCGAAUACGAAGGACAUUUAUAGUUGUACACAUACAUAUUUUGAUAUUUCGUAGACUCGGAAGAAGAAGGAUGUAUAGGCGAAGAACAUGUUUAGCAUGUAUAUAAGAUUGUAAUUAAUUUUAGCUAGCGGAACAACAACAGCCAGAGACAGGCCAUGCGUAUGUAUUCUAAACUUCAGCUUACAGAUCAGCCAGCGCACCCCACACCCACGCAUCUAAACUACGUCGCCUAACACCCUACAGUAUCUCACCACCAUCCAGGUCGUCCCCAACUCACUCGCCAUAUACCACGGCCCUGAAAAUUGUUCACCCUUCUUUCAAAACCCAACACCCCCCCUUGCCCACUUUACACGCAAAUCGAACCAAUAUGGAAGGCUACACCAAACAAUGUCAUAUAGAGGGGGCCCCAAAGCCAACACCCCGAUGUAUUUUUGUCAAAGUGUACAUAAUACUUAGCGGUAGUAAUAUUUAAUUAACAUAAGACUCUCCAUCAUAAUUGCGAUAUCAUUGUACCAAUGCAGUGCGUAGGGUACUGCCAGCCCCCGUGGUGAACGUCGGUUUGCUCGGAUUAUAUAUUAUUACCCAAGACUAAAUUUGGUUGAAUUUAAGUUAAUAAAUAAAUUUAUAAUGCAACACCAUCA
This is a messenger RNA of Drosophila kikkawai, 3243 nucleotides long. RefSeq names its product scruin like at the midline (gene slim). Gene Ontology annotation, biological process: positive regulation of stress-activated MAPK cascade. Gene Ontology annotation, molecular function: protein binding. Lineage: Eukaryota; Metazoa; Arthropoda; Insecta; Diptera; Drosophilidae. The record is from RefSeq and is a predicted model, not a curated record.